This is a messenger RNA of Plenodomus lingam JN3, 1350 nucleotides long. It is a transcript of the gene CKI1, whose product is annotated as bifunctional choline kinase/ethanolamine kinase cki1. The record is from RefSeq and is a predicted model, not a curated record. Lineage: Eukaryota; Fungi; Ascomycota; Dothideomycetes; Pleosporales; Leptosphaeriaceae. Gene Ontology annotation, biological process: signal transduction; endocytosis; peptidyl-serine phosphorylation. Gene Ontology annotation, molecular function: ATP binding; protein serine/threonine kinase activity. Gene Ontology annotation, cellular component: cytoplasm; nucleus.
AUGGCUAGUGGCAGCACAUCGUCGAACGUCGUGGGCGUGCACUACCGCGUCGGCAAGAAGAUUGGCGAGGGCAGCUUCGGCGUCAUCUUCGAGGGCACCAACCUGCUCAACCAGCAGCAGGUCGCGAUCAAGUUUGAGCCGCGCAAGAGCGACGCCCCGCAAUUGCGCGAUGAAUAUCGCACCUACAAGAUCCUCGUGGGCUGCCCCGGGAUCCCUAAUGUCUAUUACUUUGGCCAAGAAGGCCUGCACAACAUUCUGGUCAUCGACCUCCUCGGGCCCAGUCUCGAGGACCUGUUCGACCACUGCAACCGCAAGUUCUCGAUCAAGACGGUUGUCAUGGUAGCCAAGCAGAUGUUGUCUCGAGUGCAGACCAUCCACGAGAAGAACCUCAUCUACCGCGACAUCAAGCCCGACAAUUUCCUCAUUGGACGCCCUGGAUCCAAGAGCGCCAAUGUCAUUCACGUGGUCGAUUUCGGUAUGGCCAAGCAGUACCGCGACCCCAAGACGAAGCAGCACAUCCCGUACAGAGAACGCAAGUCCCUGUCGGGAACUGCCAGAUAUAUGAGUAUCAACACUCAUCUUGGCCGCGAGCAGUCGCGACGUGACGACUUGGAGGCUUUGGGUCACGUCUUCAUGUACUUUUUGCGCGGUGGCCUUCCAUGGCAAGGCCUCAAGGCUGCGACAAACAAGCAAAAGUACGAGAAGAUUGGCGAGAAGAAGCAGACUACUCCCAUCAAGGACUUGUGCGAUGGCUUCCCAGAGGAGUUUAACAAAUACCUGAGCUAUGUUCGCAAUCUCGGUUUCGAAGAUACCCCCGACUAUGACUACCUACGUGAGCUUUUCACGCAGGCGCUCAAGAGCACGGGAGAGGUCGAGGACGGUGAAUACGACUGGAUGAAACUGAACAACGGAAAGGGAUGGGAGGUUCUCAAGAGCCAUCCAUCAGCCGUCCAGGCGAUGCACCACUCGAAUGCCAACCAGAACUCCUCCAUGGCUGUGAACCUCCAAGGCGGACAACACAGGCAACAAAAGACUCACCUCCCCAUCGACCACCACCGUCUCAACGAGCCACUACCCAAGCCCGGAGCGACUCGCGCCCAGCCCGGACGCAGUCCACGGGACAAUAUGAACCGCGAUUCACAGGUCAAGAGGAAGAGCAUGGGAGAACUUGCACCGCCAGAAGGAGCCUCUACCCAGGCCCAGUUCCAACACAGCCAACCGAACCUGGCAGCAAAUCGGGUGAAUACAGGCGCGAGCCCCAAUGCGCCUCAGCAGAGACGACAGGAGCCCGAGAAGCCGAGCUUCAUGCAAAAACUAUCGAACAUUCUCUGCUGCGGCGGCGGAAAAUAG